AAAUGUUGUCAGGUGCCCUAACUGUGCUUUUCUUAUCUUUCUCUGCGUUUGGACUUCCCGGCUAUCGCUUGAAAAUACCAAAUGGAAUAAAUGUUCCUAACCCUUGUACCAAUGUGUUUGGAUUAUGGAAUGGAGUGGGACACAAUAUCGCGAACGGAGGGGGGUCACUAAAUCCGUUCGGACAGGAUUUUAUGGACGCUAACUUUACCUGGACUCAGGAGCUAUGUGGGAAAGACUCGGACUCUGAUGGGAAAAUUAACGGACUUGAACUCGGAGACUUUAACUGUUCCUGGUUUGAAGGACAACCUCCCAUGGGGGACCCCACAGGACAUCCAGGUAUAUGCGAACCAAUGGACGAUCCCAAGUGUUUAGAAAUCAACAAAGACAUUACAUGUUUGUGAGAUUGCAGAAAUUAAAAUGUCAUAGUUUAUUAAUUUUCAUAA
Saccostrea echinata is the source of this 443-nucleotide messenger RNA. Its product is annotated as temptin-like. The coding region runs from base 3 to 401 and encodes 132 amino acids. The transcript is spliced from 3 exons. NCBI's taxonomy places the organism in Eukaryota, Metazoa, Mollusca, Bivalvia, Ostreida, Ostreidae. The record is from RefSeq and is a predicted model, not a curated record.